Molecule: messenger RNA, 828 nt
Organism: Trichoplax adhaerens
Lineage: Eukaryota; Metazoa; Placozoa; Uniplacotomia; Trichoplacea; Trichoplacidae
Exons: 7
Coding region: 1-828 (275 amino acids)
Biological process (GO): nucleoside metabolic process
Cellular component (GO): cytosol
Molecular function (GO): S-methyl-5-thioadenosine phosphorylase activity
Source: RefSeq, a predicted model, not a curated record
AUGUCAGUAAAAAUAGGCAUAAUUGGUGGCACGGGGCUUGAUAAUCCUAAUAUUCUUGAUGAGAGAGUAGAAAAGGAAUAUGAUACACCAUACGGCAAGCCUUCUGAUCAACUAAUAUCUGGAAAAAUUAAAGGCGUUCCUUGUGUUUUAUUAGCACGGCAUGGUCGUAAACAUUCCAUCAUGCCGACCAAUGUAAACUUUCGCGCUAAUAUUGACGCCUUGAAGCAAGCUGGUUGCACACAUGUAAUUGUAACUACUGCAUGCGGGUCAUUGCAACAACAUGUCGAACCUGGCGAUAUUGUCAUCCUUGAUCAAUUCCUUGAUCGUACGACUAAGAGAACUUCUACCUUCUAUGAUGGUCAUCAAAACAGCCCAGCCGGAGUAUGCCACAUCCCUAUGAGUGAGCCUUUCUGUGCUAAGCUACGAGAGACCAUUUCAAACAGCGCUUCAAGCCUCAAUCUGAAACAUCAUCGGUCAGGAACUGUAGUGACGAUCGAGGGCCCCAGAUUUUCUUCCAGAGCUGAAAGCAGACUUUUCAAGAGCUGGGGGGCUACUGUUGUAAAUAUGACCACUGUACCUGAAGUCUGCCUUGCGAAUGAAGCUGGUCUACUAUACGCAAGUAUAGCUCUUCCAACGGAUUAUGAUGCUUGGUUAGAAACGGAGCAAGCUGUAACGGUCGAAUUAGCACUCGCCGCAUUUAAGCAGAAUAUCAAUAAAGUUAUUGAUCUACUUCUUGAUGUUGUACCCCGAAUUGCUGCAAUGGAUUGGACAGAAGAAAUCAACGAAGCCAAGACGAAAGCAUCAACUUCAGUAAUGCUGUCCCAUUAA